AUGUGGGUGCAAACUCUCGUGCAGCAGAAGCGUCUGGCCAUGCUGGUGAUGGACGAGGUUCACACAAUGCUCGUGGACUCUAGCUAUAGAGACAAUCUUGUUCGCUGCCCAGGCCGGCUGAACCAUCUUCGCCAAAACCCAUCUGUCAAGUGUGUGGGCCUGACUGGCACGCUUUGCCCCAAAGAUGAGCGGGCUCUGCUCCAACAGCUGGAUUGCACGGAGGACGCUUCGUGCCAGAUCUUUUGUAUGCCAACCAUGCGAACCGAUCUUUGGCUAGGGGUGCAACAAGGAUCAACAAAGGCAUUUGAGACGUUUGUGAAACACCACUACGGCCUGCUGGAGCGAGGGGGCCGCGUGGAUUGCAUGCUGAUUUUUUGUGACACGAAGAAGCAGAGUCUGGUCUUGGUGGCCACAAGCUGCUUGGGCGCGGGCUUGGACAUGCCCAACGUCCGGAAGGUGAUCUGGUUUGGCAGCGGCUACAACGGCUACACCUUGUCGCAGGCCUUUGGCCGGGCUGGCCGCGACCGACGGGGUGGCGAGGCCACGCUAUGGAUACCACCAGGCACAGCGGUUUCGGAAGACCUGCAGCCAUUUGCAAGCAUGAAGCGCUGCCUGACACUUUGA
This is a messenger RNA of Monosiga brevicollis MX1, 624 nucleotides long. RefSeq lists its product as uncharacterized. Gene Ontology annotation, cellular component: cytoplasm; chromosome; nucleus. NCBI's taxonomy places the organism in Eukaryota, Choanoflagellata, Craspedida, Salpingoecidae. The coding region runs from base 1 to 624 and encodes 207 amino acids. Gene Ontology annotation, molecular function: 3'-5' DNA helicase activity; four-way junction helicase activity. The record is from RefSeq and is a predicted model, not a curated record. The transcript is spliced from 2 exons. Gene Ontology annotation, biological process: double-strand break repair via homologous recombination.